AUGAGGCAAGGAAAGGAGGAGGGGCACCAGAUGCGAGAGAAAAGGAGGAAGAAAGAGGACCGGGAGGGAUACGAGUGGGUAGGAAAGAAGGCGGGAAACGAGCAGCAGGAAUUGUACGAGACGCAAGCGAGCAGGGAGAGGGAAGGGAACGGAGUGGAGGAGCAUCGAGGGGGGAGGUCAGAGCACCGUAAAGCAGGGCCGAAAGCAGAGAGGGGGGGAGGAGGCGAGAGCAGCAAUGAGGAUGGGGAAGAGAGGAAGAGAGGGAAGAGGGAGGAUGUAAAGAGAAGGAGGAUAGGAGGAGAGCAGAUGAGAGAGAGAGAAAGGGACGAGGGGAGGGGGGGCCGAAGAGGGCAGGGGCGUCGACAAGGGAAGCGACGAAGAGGGAAAGGCGAUAGAAGACCAAGGAAGCGAGGGAGGGGACCUCAAGGGAGCAAAAGGGCGGACAAGGAAGUAAGGAGAGAGGACAGGGCAGAGGAGGGAACGCAAAGUAAAGAGGGGACAAAGAGGGGAAGGAGAAGAACCGGAGCAGGGGAGAGAGGAGAUAAGAGGGAGAGGACGAGGGCACGGGAAACGGGGAAGGACGGGGAGGGAAAAAGUCGAAGGGGAAAAGUAGAAAAAGAGGAGAUGGGGGAAGGAAAAAGGAGGACUACGGAGGAGGAGACAAGGCGACAAAGGACAGACGGGGAAGAGGAGGAGGAGGAUGUAGGAGGAGGAGGAGGAGGAGGAGAGAGGGAGGAAAUAAGACUGGGAGGGACAAGGGAAACAGGACACCAGGAAAGGGAAAGGGAAAAACAGGGCGGCAAAGGAGCAGAAGCGCGCGGCAUAAGGGAUGAGGAGGACGAUGGAGGGAGAGGGAGGAGGAAUGCUGAGGAGGAGGACGGGAGGAAGGGAGAUGGGAGAGAGAAAAGGAGGAGGGAGGAUAAGGAGAUGAGGAGGGUGAGGGGAGGAGGGAGAGGAGAGCAGAAGGAGGAGGAAGGUGGGAGGAGUAGGAGGAGGAGGAGGAGAGAAGAGAGAAGAGGCAGAGGGCAGAGGAGGAGGAGGGGGAGUGGGAGGAGGAAAGGAGGAAGUGAGGAGGAGUAG
This is a messenger RNA of Ipomoea nil (Japanese morning glory), 1080 nucleotides long. RefSeq names its product eukaryotic translation initiation factor 3 subunit A-like. Bases 1 to 1080 code for a protein of 359 amino acids. NCBI's taxonomy places the organism in Eukaryota, Viridiplantae, Streptophyta, Magnoliopsida, Solanales, Convolvulaceae. The transcript has 3 exons. The record is from RefSeq and is a predicted model, not a curated record.